Girardinichthys multiradiatus is the source of this 5268-nucleotide messenger RNA. It is a transcript of the gene dhx57, whose product is annotated as DEAH (Asp-Glu-Ala-Asp/His) box polypeptide 57. The coding region runs from base 267 to 4556 and encodes 1429 amino acids. The transcript has 25 exons. Gene Ontology annotation, cellular component: intracellular anatomical structure. NCBI's taxonomy places the organism in Eukaryota, Metazoa, Chordata, Actinopteri, Cyprinodontiformes, Goodeidae. Gene Ontology annotation, molecular function: metal ion binding; RNA binding; ATP binding. The record is from RefSeq and is a predicted model, not a curated record.
UCCCCAUGUAGUUAUGAAAAGUAUUAUUUUAAAUGUAUUGUUUCAUGAAAAUAAACAAUAUUGCAAUGCCUGUAUGGUGAUAAAUAGUAUAAAUAAGUUAAGGGUAUUUUGAAAACUAUAGUCAUGCAAAACAAGAACCGGAAAAGAAAGUAUGAACUCCGAACUUCGGCCAAUGAAAGGGAAUGUACUCUGCCGGAGGGUGGAGGGAGUUUGGAGCCGCAGCUUCAGAUGGUUCGCAGCUAUGAAGGAGCACUGACUGAAGGAAGAUGAAUGCAAGGAGAAGAGGAGGGAAGCCAAACAGAGGAGGAGGGAGGUUUAACAAGCCAAGAGGAGGCGGUGGAGGUGGAGGUGGAAGUCGUAAGGGAGGAGGAGCUGGUUGCUGGGAUGAUGACGACGAUUUCAGCCUUGAUUUUGGACCCUCUCGUUCCAGCAGACCAGGAAAAGGACGAGGCGGUGGCGGCCGUUCCAGGGGGAGAGAUGUAGGACGAGGAAGGGGGUUUAAUGAUCCAAGCAGAUAUGACAGAAGGGAAGCAAAAAGCGACAGAAAGCCUUUCCCGAGGUCCCUGGUGAGUACCAGGAUCCCUCCUAAACUAGGCGAUGGCAACCGGCUAGAGGCGAGCAGCAUGCCCUUGCAGAGGAUCUUUAUGACCAAUGAGAACCAAGAACAGCUCAAGGAGUUACUGCGGGAACUACAGACCCAGGGUUUUGAUGAGCCUUAUGAAGAAUCAGGCUCAGAUUAUUCAGAAGAAGAGGAGGAGGAAUAUGAUGAAUUGGAUCACCGUGAGGAAGGUCAGUUUUGGGUCACUAAUGAUGAGCCUGUCGAGCAAGCUGAGAGCCCUGCUUAUAACCCGGAGGAGGAGGAGGAGGAGGAUGAGCGCCCCACGCCUGAACCUGUUAUCUCCUUAUUUGCUAUUGGAAAACUCUGCAGGUACGGCUUUGACAGGGAGAGAAGCAAACAGGCUCUGGAGUCUGGUGGAGGAGAAUUUGGGGUAACCUUGGAGCAGCUCCUCCUUCAAGUCUUCAGUGAACGUUAUGGACAGAAAGCAGUUUCCCCUGAUGACCUCCAGGGGUUGCCAAUGGACGAAUGUCUGAGCCAGAGGCAGGAGGAAGCCCUGGCGCUCGCUGCUAUUUAUGGCGAGCGCUUCAACGAGCGCAUUGCAAAUGCUGUGUGGACGGUGUCUCUGGAUCUGCCAUUCCUCUCAGACAAACCGUCCAAACGCAGAGGAGAGAGUGUGGGCAAAACCAGCCGUGAGCUAUGCAAAUUCUACCUUAAAGACCGCGGCUGCCGCUUUGGUGACAGAUGCCGGUUCAGACAUGAACUUCCAGGAAGCGAAAGGUCUGGGGCUGGUUCCUCGGAUCUGAAGGGGCCAAGCCUGCCUGGCUUCAGCAGCUAUUCCCCUCUGGAGUAUGAGCUGGAAGUUCGCUUCCCUAAACAAAACCGUUAUCCUCACCAGCCUCCAAUAGUCGCCUUCAGCACCAACGAUGAAUCCGUGGGGGCUGGUGGGAGACUUAGUGUCACUGAGAAGUUGUUUGGGGAGGCACUGGCUGCAGCAAAGAGCGGCGAGCCUGUCGUUUACACCCUGAUCACCUUCUGUGAGGAUGAGCUCAGCAUGAAGGAGCUUCUGGCUAUCAGUCAUCACAAAUACAGCACGCCUCCCCCUGUAGUGGUACCCCAACCAACCUCCCUGUCCAUCGCAAAGAGUAAGAGUGUGAGGAGCAGCACCUCAGAGGAGAGGAGUAGCUGCACAAACAGCAGGAGGGCUGCUCCACCCACAAACCAGAAACCUACAGAUUUGAAAGAGAUGGGAGAGGCUGAGGAGCCUGAAGAAGAGGUGGAGGUCGAAGUUGUCCCUGUUGAGACAGAGAGCUACGUCAACCUGAGGAAGAAGAUGGAGAGCAAGCACACUCAGAAAGUGGAAAACCUUCUGCAAGACAACAGCAAGCUGUGUCGAGAAUUCCAGAGAAAACAGUCUUCCAGGCGUUUUAAGUCCAUGCUGGAGCAGAGGAGGAGCCUCCCGGCUUGGCAAGAAAAAGACAACAUCCUGGAUGAGUUGAACAGCUGUCAGGUUCUGGUGGUCAGUGGGAUGACAGGGUGUGGUAAGACCACUCAGAUUCCUCAGUUCAUCUUGGACGCCUCUUUAUGCGGUCCCGCUGGACAAGUAGCCAACAUCAUCUGCACCCAGCCUCGUCGCAUUUCUGCCAUGUCUGUGGCACAGAGAGUCGCCCAGGAGCGUGCAGAGUGUCUGGGCCACUCUGUGGGCUACCAGAUCCGCCUGGAGAGCGUCAGGACAUCGGCCACCAGGUUGUUGUACUGCACCACUGGCGUGCUGCUCAGAAGACUGGAGGGCGAAGCUGACCUCAGAGGUGUCACACAUGUUAUUGUGGAUGAGGUGCACGAACGAACAGAAGAAAGUGACUUCCUGCUAUUGGUGCUUAAGGACCUAAUUACAAAGAGGGAAGACCUGAAGAUUAUUCUAAUGAGCGCCACUCUCAAUGCCAACCUCUUCUCAGAGUAUUUCUACAACUGUCCCACCAUCCAUAUACCUGGGCGUACCUUCCCUGUUGACCAGUUUUUCCUUGAAGAUGCCAUUGCUAAAACUGGCUAUGUCAUAGAGGAUGGCAGCCCUUAUAUGCGCUCAGGUAAACAAAAUCCGUCUUCCACAAGUGGACGAGGAGGCAAAAGCGAUCUAAGGGACAUGGUGGACGACUUAGGCGACGACGUGUGGAACUUCAUGUCUUUCUGUAAGAAAGAUUUUGUCAAAGACUCGAUCCCAGACCAGCAGCUCAGCUUGCAGGAGCUCACAGUUAGAUACAAAGACACAAAGAAGUCUGUCCUUAAAACUAUUGCUGCGAUGGACCUGGACAAGAUCAACAUGGACCUGGUGGAGAGCCUGCUGGAGUGGAUAGUAGAUGGAAAACACAACUACCCACCAGGUGCUGUGUUGGUGUUUAUGCCAGGCCUCGCUGAGAUUAAAAUGCUCUAUGAGCAGCUGCAGUCCAACAGAAUUUUCAACAACAGACGCACCUCUAGAUGUGUGGUGUACCCUCUCCACUCAACCUUGUCCAAUGAGGAGCAGCAGGCAGUUUUCAGCCGCCCCCCUGAGGGCGUCACGAAGAUCAUCAUCUCCACCAACAUCGCCGAGACCUCGGUGACCAUCGACGAUGUGGUUUACGUCAUUGACUCUGGCAAGAUGAAGGAAAAGAGGUACGAUGCCUCCAAAAGCAUGGAAAGCCUGGAGGACUCAUGGGUGUCUCGGGCCAACGCGCUGCAGAGGAAAGGUCGAGCGGGUCGCGUGGCCUCGGGAGUUUGCUUCCACCUCUUCACCAGCCACUGCUUCCACCACCAGCUGGCUGAGCAGCAGUUGCCUGAGAUCCAGAGAGUGCCUCUAGAACAGCUCUGCCUCCGAAUUAAGAUCCUGGACCUGUUUGCCGAACAGCUGCUGGAGUCGGUCUUCUCUCGCCUCAUCGAGCCCCCGGCUGAGGGGAGUCUGGACGCUGCCAGGCAGCGCCUCCAGGACCUGGGAGCUCUGACUGCAGAUGAAAAGCUGACCCCGCUGGGCUACCACCUGGCCUGCCUGCCUGUCGACGUGCGCAUCGGAAAACUCAUGCUGUUCGGCGCCAUCUUCCGCUGCCUUGACCCAGCACUCACCAUCGCUGCCAGUCUGGCCUUUAAAUCACCCUUUGUGUCUCCGUGGGAUAAGAGAGAGGAAGCCAGUGAGAAAAAACUUGCCUUCACUGUGGCCAACAGUGACCAUCUGGCUUUGCUACAGGCAUACAAGGGUUGGUGCUGUGCUGCAAAGAACGGUAACCAGGCCAGCUUCCUCUACUGUAGGGAGAACUUCCUGUCGUGGCGCAGUUUACAGGAGAUCGCCAGCCUGAAGAGACAGUUUGCAGAGCUGCUGUCUGACAUCGGCUUCAUUAAGGAGGGAUUGAGGGCCAGGGUUAUUGAACGGUUAUCCUCAAAGGGCACAGAUGGUGUUUUGGAGGCUACUGGACCUGAGGCAAACCUUAACUCAGAAAACAUCCGCCUGAUGUCUGCAAUGCUGUGUGCAGCUCUCUAUCCAAACGUGGUCCAGGUACGAGCUCCUCAGGGGAAUUACAAGAUGACCAGCAAAGGAGCAAUGAAGAUGCAACCGAAAGCCAAUGAACUGCGAUUCUUAACCAAGAACGACGGCUACGUCCACGUUCACCCCUCGUCUGUCAACUACACGGUCCGUCACUACGGUAGCCCCUACCUGGUGUACCACGAGAAAGUGAAGACAAGCCGCGUUUUCAUCAGAGACUGCAGCAUGGUGUCGGUUUACCCGCUGGUGCUGUUCGGAGGCGGUCAGGUCAACGUGGAGCUGCAUAAAGGAGAGUUUGUCAUCUCCCUGGAUGACGGUUGGAUCCGGUUCGCUGCAGCUUCGCAUCAGGUGGCUGAACUGGUAAAGGAGCUGCGCUGGGAGCUGGACCAGCUUCUGGAAGACAAAAUCAGGAACCCGAGCAUGGACUUGUGCAGCUGCCCCCGGGGCUCUCGGAUCAUCCGCAUGAUCGUCCACCUUAUAACCACCCAGUAACUCCCCGACUGAACAUCUCAUGAUCCGUUUCCCCCAAGGGCUUCAAUGAGUGGAGCUCCGCCAUGGACUGUACAUAACUCUGUGGUGUCACAAGGUGAUAAUUCUGACAUCUUAUUUCACUAACUAGGAAAGACUCUGAAAAAGGUUUUAAUUUUCUUGUAGGAACAGAGCAGCUGGACCAUUGCAGCCUGUUGCCACAUGGGACAGAUGUAUGAAAUGAUUCUGUUCCAGCAUAAAGGGGCAUGAAAUAAAAAAUCUGCCUUUGAAAAAACCCCAGCUCUAUGCAGAUGAUGAAGUCUUAUAUUUGAUAUCACGUUUUCUGUUUUGAUUCCAAACUGCUACUGCACAUGCCCUAAAGGACGUGCACUCGAUGUCAAAUGAACUUUGAACAUUUCAUUUUGGGUUGUGUGUGUCACAACUGAAGCAUUUUCUUGGGUCCAUAUUGGAUUUGUUUCAUUCUUAAGUGACUGCAUGCAGAUGUGUAUUUAUUUGUAAUGCACGAUUGAGAGAUCCAAGAGCUGUUGCAUGGUGUUCAGACGUUUUCAAUUUGCUGAGUGUAUUAUUCUGUCAAAAUGAUGUCUUUAACAAUGUGAAUGAUGGGGCUUCAGAGUCAGGAGGACGUGGUGGAUAUUGCCAAAGAAAGCUGUUGUCUUGGCGAUUGAUAAAUCCCACCUCACAGUGCCCUGCCAAUAAAUCUGUAAGUGAUAACUGG